UCUAUGUAGUGAUCAUGAAGUAGAAAAAGAAGAGUAAGAAAUUAGAAUCCAAGAAAUUAUACUGGGGCAGUAUCUGAUGGAGUUUCUUUCUCAUCUACUAGCAAUCACAGGGCUUCUAGUUUUAAUUUUGAUGUAUCUAUGGGAGAUGAGAUUUCGGAAUCACACGACGAAGGGCCUCAUGCCCCCAGAACCCUAUGGUGCCCUGCCAAUUAUAGGCCACCUCCAUCAACUAGGUGGCCAAAACCCUCUGUGCCAAAUCUUAGCGACGAUGGCUGACAAUUAUGGUCCGAUCUUUACCAUAUGGCUCGGCAAGAACCGUACCCUGGUGAUCAACAACUAUGAAGCUGUCAAGGAAUGUUUCACCACGAACGAUAGAGCUUUCGCCUCUAGACCAGCUUCUGCUCUGGGAAAACACCUUGGCUACAACUAUGCAGUAUUCGGUUUAGCACCUUAUGGUAAAUAUUGGCGUGAUAUGAGAAAGUUGGUCGUGAUGAAGUUGCUCUCUAGUCGUAGGCUAGAGACUCUGAAACAUGUACAAACGUCUGAGGUUGAUGCUCUUGUUAUAAAGUUAUAUUUAGCUUGGGAAAACAAGGGACAUGAUGGUCCAAGCAUGGUGAUCAGCGAGUUGAUUUAGCACCUAACAUUGAACGUGUUGACGAAAAUUGUUGCUGGGAAGAGGUACUUUGGUAGCGAAAUUGAUGAAGAGAAGAAGAGGUUUGGGAAGAUUAUUAAGGACUUUAUGCACGCAGCCGGUAAGCCAGUUUUUUCUGAUGUAAUUGGGUUUCCAGAGUGGUUGGAUUUUAAAGGGCAAUUGAGAACUAUGAAGAAUAUAGGGAGACAAUUGGACUCUUUGAUGACAAGUUGGGUUAAAGAACAUAUUACGAAGAAGCAGAAGGGUGACUCAAGCAACCAGGAGCAAGACUCCAUUGACGUCCUGCUCUCUGAGAUUGACGACGGUUCUAUGCUUGGUCAUAACAGAGAUACUAUUAUCAAAGCAACAGCACAGAUUCUAGUUCUAGCUGGUUCAGACACCACAUCAGCCAGCUUGACAUGGAUUCUCUCUUUACUACUAAACAACCGACGUACAUUGACGCUAGCUCAAGAAGAAUUAGAUCGAACAGUUGAGAGGCAUAGAUGGGUGCAAGACACUGACAUUAAAAAUCUGGGGUACCUCCAAGCCAUUGUCAAAGAAGCACUGCGUCUAUAUCCUCCAGCUCCACUCUCACUUCCACAUGAAGCGAUGGAGGAUUGCGAAAUCGGUGGCUUUCAUAUCCCAAAGGGCACUCAUUUGUUUGUGAAUUUGUUGAAGCUUCAUAGGAACCCAAGUGUGUGGCCAGACCCUGAAGCUUUUUCCCCAGAAAGAUUUCUUACAAGCCAGGCAAGCGUUGAAGCUUCUGGUCAUUUUGAGUUUAUUCCUUUUGGAGCUGGGAGAAGAAUUUGCCCAGGUAUCACUUUUGCAUUUGAGGUUUUGCAUUUGACCACAGCGAGGUUGAUUCAAGGGUUUGAAAUGGCAACAACAGGGGACAAGGUAGUGGAUAUGACGGAAGGAUUCGGAAUUACUAUGCCAAGGGCAACUGCACUAGAAGUUCUCUUAACCCCACGUUUAGCAUCUGAGUUGUAUCCACAAUAGGUAAAACAAUUGGGAUUACCAUGCUCUUGAGAACAAGCAGUUACUCUUCUCAGUUCUCAGUAAACUGACUAAACUCUACUGGCUCAUUUACUGUUUAUAUGUGAUUUGAAUCUUUGGUAAUGUACGUAAGUGAAGACUUGUAGCCUUGUAGGUUUAAUAGUUAAGAAUGCUCA
Molecule: messenger RNA, 1803 nt
Organism: Argentina anserina (silverweed cinquefoil)
Lineage: Eukaryota; Viridiplantae; Streptophyta; Magnoliopsida; Rosales; Rosaceae
Product: cytochrome P450 CYP82D47-like
Molecular function (GO): heme binding; oxidoreductase activity, acting on paired donors, with incorporation or reduction of molecular oxygen; iron ion binding
Source: RefSeq, a predicted model, not a curated record